Sinocyclocheilus rhinocerous is the source of this 1842-nucleotide messenger RNA. It is a transcript of the gene poglut2, whose product is annotated as protein O-glucosyltransferase 2. The coding region runs from base 176 to 1684 and encodes 502 amino acids. The record is from RefSeq and is a predicted model, not a curated record. Gene Ontology annotation, molecular function: glucosyltransferase activity; protein binding. Lineage: Eukaryota; Metazoa; Chordata; Actinopteri; Cypriniformes; Cyprinidae. Gene Ontology annotation, cellular component: endomembrane system. The transcript has 10 exons.
UUUUCUCACGAUGGUGUCUGGGUUGGUUUGCACACCGAGCCGCUGGUGAAUGUGAGUAUGUGGUGAAAUGUAUCAUUAGUGUUUUUAAGCAAUGUUUUAAAGAGCAUUGUCAUUCUGAAGAAGUGAUGAUAAAUGAACGCGUCCACUACUGAAAGUGUCAUCAUCCUCUAUAAACAUGUUGAGAAAACUUUUGCUGCUCUUGAUGCUUUGCAUCAUUUUCAUGACUCGGAGAUCAAAGGCAGCGGCAGCGGCAGCGCCCAGCGCGAGCAAAACUUUGAUCUGGGGUCCUGGACUGGAAACAAACAUCUUCCUUCCUGCUCGGUUCUUCUUCAUACAAACAGUGGACUCCACCGGAAGAAAUUUCACAACUUCUCCUGGAGAGAAGACAUUUGAAGUGAAGAUUACAUCUCCAACAGACCCGUAUGCCAGAAUCUGGAUCCAGAUUUUAGACCGGAAUGACGGAUCCUUUUUGGUUCGGUACCGCAUGUAUGCCAGUUACACAGAUCUGCACGUUCAGAUUCUUUUGAAAGACAAGCUGGUGGGAAAGUCACCAUAUGUGCUCAAAGGUGCAGUGUAUCACGAAUCAUGUGACUGCCCAGAGCCCAGUGGUGCAUUAUGGGAAAAAAACAUGCACUGCCCGGCCUCUUUCUCUCAGAUAGAGAGUGAUUUAUCUGUCUUUCCCAGUGUGGAUCCAGACCAUAAUACCCAUGAGAUCCUUAGGCGCUUUGGAAAGAGACACAGCCUGUGUCACUACACCAUUAAACACAACCAGGUUUAUAUAAAAACACAUGGAGAACAUGUCGGAUUCAGGAUCUUCAUGGAUGCCUUCCUUCUGUCCCUCACACGUAAAGUCAAGGUUCCAGACAUUGAGUUUUUUGUUAAUUUGGGGGACUGGCCCCUGGAGAAGAGACGGGCGUCUGAGAAGCCCAGCCCGGUCUUUUCAUGGUGUGGGUCUAAUGAUACACAAGAUAUUGUCAUGCCGACAUAUGACCUGACUGAAUCUGUAUUGGAGACUAUGGGCAGAGUGAGUCUGGACAUGAUGUCUGUUCAGGGACACACGGGUCCAAUGUGGGAACAGAAGAUCAGCAAAGCAUUCUGGAGAGGUCGAGACAGCAGGAAAGAGCGUCUUGAGCUGGUUAAACUGGCGCGGGCGAACCCUGACAUGCUCGAUGCCGCCUUAACCAACUUCUUCUUUUUCAAGCAUGAUGAGAGCCUUUACGGGCCCCUCGUCAAACAUGUGUCCUUUUUUGACUUUUUCAAGUAUAAGUACCAGAUAAAUGUUGACGGGACAGUAGCAGCGUACAGGCUGCCUUAUUUGCUUGCAGGAGACAGUGCGGUGUUCAAACAUGACUCCAUCUAUUAUGAGCACUUUUACAAGCAGCUCCAGCCAUGGGUGCACUAUAUCCCCUUCAAAGCUGAUCUCAGUGACCUACUGGAGAAGAUCCAGUGGGCUACUGACCAUGAUGAGGAGGCAAAGCGAAUUGCCCUGGCAGGUCAGCAGUUUGCACGAACUCAUCUGAUGGGUGACAGUAUAUUCUGUUACUACUUCAAACUCUUUCAGAAGUAUGCUGAACUGCAGGUCACUGAGCCCAAGGUUCGAGAUGGUAUGGAGCUGGUGGAACAGCCAAAGGACGAACUUUUCCCAUGUUAUUGUGCAAGAAAAAAGGUCAGAGAUGAGCUGUGAGAGACCACCUGUUGUGUUACGUAACAGCAGCCGUUAAAUUUAGAUGGAUUUGCAGAAAAAGAUGUUUCCGAGACCACAGACUUGGUGCAUCAAGUGUCCUGUGACUGCAAUGUCUUAACUGAAUGUUUCUCUUUUUGUAUUAAAUCUUUGUGUUUCUA